AAACAGGCUGGUUGUAUGCGCCAUUGCGCCGUUCCAUCAAGAUAUGAAGAGGAGUUCAACUUCAAACCAGCUUCCAAUCAGUUCUCCCUUGCUUUCGUGGCUGCUAAACAAAUCCGCUGCGCUGAAUGUCGUCCAGCAAUCUAAUACACACCAACAUCUCUGAAGAGCAGGUCAUUGUUGCCUUCCACUCUUUUCUGCAGGGUGCUUUGGCUCAAGCUCAUGCCGAACGACUGCUAGAUACCGCCGUUCUCAGCUCUGCUGAGGCCGAUAUUCAGAUCGCAGGGCCUGCAAUCUGUCUCUUCCUGGCCGCCCUUCGCAGUGAAGGGAAUCCUCCUAGCAUCGCCACCUCUAUGAUAUCACUGGAUGCAACCAACUGCCCAGCAUCGUUUCGGAACUGGUUUGUACUCUGGUCUGAAUCUGUUCCCAAGAUCAAGGCCCUCUCUCUCGAAUUAAGACACGAUCUAGCCAGAAUAAUUUGUGACCAAGAGCCUCAAUGCCAACCGAUCCGGAUCGACCUUCCGGUCAUUGCCCAAAAUCUAAGAGCUAUAGCUAUCGAAAUUUCACAGCGGCGUACAUUUCAAGAGCGAUUCUCUCAAGAUCUUGAUUAUGCACUUCAGUUCGGCUAUGAUUUCAGAGCCCCAGCUCCAGCUCCAACACUGCCUUCCUCCACCUUUCGACCGCCUCCAGCAUACAACGACAAUGGUUCUAACCCAUCAACACCAUCCUCUCUCGCCCCGACUUAUGCUCCCAAAACAAACACAUCACCUCUUUCUGGCCUUGACCCCGCCCUGGAAGACCACCCUGCACUGCGUAUUAUUCGUGAAACGCUUUAUGCAUCACUUACCGACAUUCUUUACACCACUCCAACAAUCUUCGAAAUCUUGCAAUCUAGAAGUUCAACCGAUGGUCAACUAUCUCGUGCAUAUUUCGGUGCAUUAUGUCUUGCCAUUCUAGAAGUUUCUCUGACGCUCGUUAGUCCUGCAGACCGCCAUGUGCGAGUUGUCCACCUGGGAAGCGGUUAUCCAUCGAUCUUAAAAGUCGAAGAUUGUCCACCCCAUCUUCAACCAAUGGCUGCUCAACUAUUCUUAAUCGCUUCCUCUACCCAAACAUUAGCCCGAGAAGAUCUUGAAGCCGCGGUCGAAAAUGCAAGUCAUGGUGGCGAAACUGCUCAACCCAAAAUUGACAGACUCAAAACUGAUUUGGAACAUGGUACCAACUGGGAAGCCGGAGUUAGCGCAUGCGACAUCGAGGAUAAUCGACCUGCCAGUCCCGCGGGCACCGUCAGAGUCGCAGCAAAUCGAAUCAAUGCACUAGCUCUAGGGAUAAGCCAAAUACCAUCUUUCAGGGAACGCGAAGAGGCUCUAUUUGAAAUCUUGGUGCCCAGUUUGAGUGAACGGAAGAAAAAUUGAAACUGGAUUCAUUCAUGAAAUAUCCAAGCCUUUACAUUCAUCUACCUGAUCUUUUGCAAUUUUUCCCCCUUCUUUCUUGGUAUGAAGAUUGCAUCACGUCGGAAGUGACGGCCAAGACCAAAAUAGCAACUAAUACAAACAUUUUAGGGCCUCACUCCAUAUGAAAUAGGGUUAUCUCUCCACAUCUUUAUGUUGUAUUCUUGAUAAAAAAAAUUCUGUGCUAUAGACAACUGAUUGCAUUGAGGAAUGUCGUAAAACUGAAGGAGAGCAUUGAAUUGUGUUAGAAAAUUGCUGUUUUUAUGAACCACUAUCUAUCAUGGCACUGGCAGAA
Messenger RNA from Puccinia graminis f. sp. tritici CRL 75-36-700-3, 1740 nucleotides. RefSeq lists its product as uncharacterized. The coding region runs from base 126 to 1409 and encodes 427 amino acids. NCBI's taxonomy places the organism in Eukaryota, Fungi, Basidiomycota, Pucciniomycetes, Pucciniales, Pucciniaceae. The record is from RefSeq and is a predicted model, not a curated record. The transcript has 5 exons.